GCAUCAUCAGCGCUGACGUGAGACUACGUGAGCGAAGGCACAGGCCGUCCACCCAUACUGUAAUUAGUGACGAGUCAGACUACGUAAAACUUCGUGACUGACCAUGGAUUCUUCAGUUUCACCUCAGCUUGACAACAAUUUUAAUGAGUCAGUGACAGACGGAGAGGAGAACCACAGCGAAGACAGUCCAUCUCCUGCAGCCCCUCCUCAGGUGUCAGCAGGGUCUCCUGGCGUGACUGUUGUCCAGUUGUGUGAUGGUCAGACUGUGCAGGUUCAAGGGGUCAUCCAGGCCCCUCAGACCUCCGUCAUACAGUCACCACAAGUCCAGACUGUGCAGAUUGCCACUGUAGCUGAGCUGGAGGAUGACGAGUCAGUCACGGACACCCAGAAGAGACGGGAACUUCUCUCCAGGCGUCCGUCUUAUCGAAAAAUACUCAACGAGCUUUCAUCGGAUUCGCCAGCAGUUCCAAAAAUUGAUGAGGAGAAGACGGAGGAGGAGGCGCCGGUCUCCAGUGCUGUCUCAGCAUCAGUGCCAACCUCCAUCUAUCAGACCAGCUCAGGACAAUAUAUUGCGAUUACUCAGGGGAGAGCCAUCCAGUUGACUAGCCCUGGAGUUGAAGCCCUGCAGGGGGCCCAGACCUUGACGGUGGCCAGCUCUCCCAACCCGCAGCCCGGAGCCACAAUCCUGCAGUGUGCAGCUCAACCCGGAGACUCCCCACAGCAACUCUACAUACAGGGAGGACAGGUGCUCGUCCAAGCUGCCACAGGAGAUAUACCGGCUUACCAGCUGCGUUCGCCCAACUCGGGCCUGGCUCAGAGCAUCGUGAUGGCUGCGUCCCCGGGCACUAUGCAGAACCCCCCACAGCAGCAUGCUGAAGAGGUCACCCGCAAGAGGGAGGUCCGACUGAUGAAAAACAGGGAGGCAGCUCGUGAGUGCCGCAGGAAAAAGAAAGAGUAUGUCAAAUGUCUGGAAAACCGCGUGGCCGUGUUGGAAAACCAAAACAAGACCCUGAUUGAAGAGCUGAAAGCACUGAAGGACAUUUACUGCCACAAAGCUGAGUAGCAGGGGCAGUGUGUGGUGAGGAGCUGAAGACAGUGCCGUUUACAAAGUGCUACAGCAAAACAAAAAAAAAAAGAAAAGACUCUGGAACAAAAACUGCUUUGACCGUCUUGGUGUCUCUGCUCACUCAGGCCUGGUUUAUGCUGAAUUCAGAGGUGUCCCAGGGAAUUCGAACAGCUCGAGCUCGCCAGUUUUGCUCUUGUUUCUUAUCUUGUGCUCUUUGCAUGUGAAGACUCAAGUGUCGUACACACUGUGCUUGCAGUUUGCUUCGGUGCACGGGCGAAGCCAGCCAAUGAGAGCCAGUGGUAGAAGAGGAACAGGAAGAGGAAAUAAAGGUGCUUCCUGAAAAUGUGCCGUCCAAGUACAGAGAUUACGAAAAAAAAUGACGGGGUCAGCCAGGUCCCGCUACCAGCAAGUUUCUCUGAGGUCAGACGAGGUGCACGCAAAGCUUCGCGGAUCCACCACCAGCUGCAACAAGGCAACUCAACCGUGUUUACUUGAUGUCACCUGCAUCAUUUACGCUUCUGUUUUUGGCUUUUUCAUGCAUUCCUUCAUGUGAAAACGUAAUAUCUUUAAGCCUUUUUGUCAAGAAGUGACUUCCUGGAUUUCGUCAAUCUGUUUUCAGUUUUGUGAGGAAGUUGUCGAUUUAGUCAAAGAGAACGAGAAGAAUUCAAGAUAAAAGUCCUUUUAUGUUUGGGAGUUUAUGCACAGACCCGCAAAAUUGAUUUCAAGCCGACGUGAAGCGGCGUUUACUGAAUCAGAACUUGGUUAGCAAGUUAUUUCUCAUCACUAAAGUAAAGUUGAUUGUAAUAUUUGAAAUGACAGAGCACAAGUGCUCUUAAGUCAAAGCACAGAAAGUACCAAAGUGUCUGUGUGGAUUCUAGCAGAAUUCAUAUUCUAUUACGUUUAUUUAAAGAAUUUCACUCCACGGGUUUAUAUAUUCUACAACGAAAGCGAAAAGCUGUAAACAUGCUACAAAUUCUAUAUUAUAUAUGGAAAACCCCAAAGUUUGUAAACCAGCAACUUAAAAUGACUCUUAGCUCUAAGAAUAAGUGUUGUGCUUUAUUGUCAAUGCAAACAUCAGUUUUGUUUUUCAAAUGAUGGAUAUCCAUUGUGGUAUAAAACUGUAUUUGAUUAUGGCUAGUUAUUAAAAUGCUCUGUUUAAAGGGUGAUGCCAAUUUUUCUUUUUCUUUUUCUUUUUUAAUGUAAAGACAUAUUAUUUUAACAAUAAUAUAUCAUGUGUUAAUGUUUCUGGUGAUUUUGAAACGGCUUGCUUUUUCUUUUUCUGUCCAUGUAGUCGUUGAGUUCGUUCCACUGAAUAUAUUUUAUUGAAAGAUAACAGACCGUCUGUCAUGGCUGCCAAAGCUCUUAAAGUAACAGUUAGGAAUUUAACUACUGUUUAGCUCAAUGACAACAGCAUGAUUCAUCCUGUGGUUGUCUUGUCAUGUACCAACCAAAUGACCUGUCAUGGUUUGCACUUACAGAGGAAUGGCCUUUCGGGGAAAUUCUAUGAAAAAGGCACGUGGUAAUAAAAUCAAGUUUUCUUUGAUAUCAGCUGAGUUGAAUUUCUCUGCAUGUAUUUUUUCUUGCCGUAUCAAGCGGUUACCAGGUGUUCUCCUCUCAGUGUACUUCCUUGUUUUAAUUGUAAAACCCAAACUAUUUUUGUUUAUCUAAUAAAAUAUUCAAAUGUGA
Molecule: messenger RNA, 2752 nt
Organism: Plectropomus leopardus (leopard coralgrouper)
Lineage: Eukaryota; Metazoa; Chordata; Actinopteri; Perciformes; Serranidae
Gene: crema
Product: cAMP responsive element modulator a
Biological process (GO): regulation of transcription by RNA polymerase II
Cellular component (GO): nucleus; ATF4-CREB1 transcription factor complex
Molecular function (GO): protein binding; DNA-binding transcription factor activity, RNA polymerase II-specific; cAMP response element binding
Source: RefSeq, a predicted model, not a curated record